CGCGUCCUUGGGCUCCGAGAUGGGGUCGGUUCGGUUUCGAGCCCAGAUCCCUCGGCGAAACUGGACAGGAUCGACGUGGCAGGGAGCCCCUGAACAAAGUCAAGAUCCGCCUCUCACCUGGGUCCUCAGCACCUGACACCCGGUGUGGAUGUCCGGAAAGUUUACUAAUCAAAUGAGUGACCACGUCUGGUCUGUCCUGCGCCUGCCCUGGACCACUGGCUGCCCACAAGACAUGAAGGAUGGCAUCCAAGGGGGCCGGCGUGUCUUUCUCCCGCAAGAGCUAUAGGCUGACCUCAGACGCUGAGAAAUCCAAGGUCACAGGCAUUGUCCAAGAGAAGCUGCUUAAUGACUACCUGCACCGCAUCUUUUCCUCUCGUGAUCAUACACCGACCACAGCCACCAACAGGAAAUCCCUGAACUUCCAGAACCUACCAGAGCAUCUGGACCAGCUGUUACAUGUGGACAUUGAGGAUGAGGAGAGCCAGGGACAGAUUGAAGGGCGGCUUGGCCCAUCCACUGUGGUCCUAGACCACACAGGUGGCUUCGAGGGGCUUCUUCUGGUGAAUGAUGACCUCCUGGGGGUGAUUGGACACAGCAACUUUGGUACUAUCCGCUCUACCACAUGCGUGUACAAAGGGAAAUGGGUCUACGAGGUACUCAUCUCCUCCCAGGGGCUCAUGCAGAUCGGCUGGUGCACUAUCAACUGCCGCUUCAAUCAAGAGGAGGGGGUUGGAGAUACACACAACUCCUAUGCUUAUGAUGGCAACCGGGUACGCAAGUGGAAUGUGACCACAACAAAUUAUGGCAAGGCAUGGGCAGCAGGGGACAUCGUGAGCUGUCUGAUCGACCUGGACGACGGCACUCUGUCCUUCUGCCUGAAUGGCGUGUCGCUUGGUACCGCCUUUGAGAACUUAUCCAGGGGCCUAGGCAUGGCCUACUUCCCAGCCAUCAGCCUCUCCUUCAAGGAGUCUGUCGCCUUCAACUUUGGCAGCCGUCCUCUGCGCUACCCAGUGACGGGCUACCGGCCCCUGCAGGACCCGCCACGUGCUGACCUGGUACGGGCACAGAAGUUGCUGGGCUGCUUCCAGGCCGUGCUCGGUGUGGAGCUGGACCCUGUGGAAGGGCGGCUGGUAGAGAAGGAAAGCUCCCAGUGGCAGUUGCAGGGCCAGCCCACCGUCCUCCUCACACUGGCCCACAUCUUCCAUCACUUCGCACCACUCCUGCGCAAGGUGUACGUGGUGGAGGCCGUGCUCAUGAGCUUCCUGCUGGGCAUCAUGGAGGUGGGCACCCCAGCACAGGCGCAGUCCGUGGUGCGCCAGGUCCUGGACCUCCUGUGGCUCUUCAUGGAGGACUAUGAGGUACAGGAUUGCCUCAAGCAGUUGAUGAUGUCUCUGCUGCGGCUGUACCGGUUCUCGCCCAUUGUCCCAGACCUGGGCCUGCAGAUCCACUACCUGCGACUCACCAUCGCCAUCCUGAGGCAUGAGAAGUCCCGCAAGUUUCUGCUUAGCAAUGUCCUCUUUGAUGUGCUCCAGUCCGUUGUCUUCUUUUACAUCAAGAGCCCCCUGCGUGUGGAGGAGGCUGGUCUACAGGAGCUCAUUCCCACCACCUGGUGGCCCCACCGCUCAAGCAGGGAGGGCAGAGAGAGUAAGGAGGUGAAGGAUGAGACCGCUGAGGAGCGGCUACGGCGGCGUGCCUAUGAACGGGGCUGCCAAAGGCUCAAGAAGCGCAUCGAAGUGGUGGAAGAACUCCAGGUCCAAAUCCUGAAGCUGCUGUUGAACAAUAAAGAUGAAAAUGGGGGUGAAGCUUCUAGGUACAUCUUCCUGACCAAGUUCCGAAAGUUUCUGCAGGAGAAUGCCAGUGGCCGGGGGAACAUGCCCAUGCUCUGCCCCCCUGAGUACAUGGUCUGCUUCUUACACCGGUUGAUCUCUGCCCUACGCUACUAUUGGGAUGAAUACAAGGCUUCAAACCCCAGCGCCUCCUUCAGUGAGGAGGCCUACAUCCCGCCCCAGGUCUUCUAUAAUGGCAAGGUGGACUACUUUGACCUGCAGCGCCUUGGAGGCCUCCUCUCCCACCUUCGGAAAACUCUCAAAGUUCCGUCAGUGACCCCUCGCCCCUCCACUGGCCUGAGAGCCCUCCUGCCAUUCCUCUCAGAUGACCUUGCCUCCAAGGCCAACAUCCUGAUUGACCCACUGGAGCUCCAGGCAGCCACCAUGGAUGACCUGGAUGAGGAUGAGGAGCCAGCCUCGGCUGCGGCUGCAGCUGCAGCCCAGCGCCCCAUGCAGGCCCUGGCCAUGGGGGGCGCACUGCCCCUGCCUCGGCCUGGCUGGCUCAGUUCUCCAACCCUGGGCCGAGCCAACCGCUUCCUCAGCACAGCAGCUGUGAGCCUGAUGACCCCACGGCGGCCUCUGAGCACCUCGGAGAAAGUGAAAGUCCGCACGCUGAGCGCUGAGCAGAGGACCCGUGAGGACAUUGAGGGCAGCCACUGGAAUGAAGGCCUGCUGCUGGGACGACCCCCUGAGGAACCUGAGCAGCCCCUCACUGAGAACUCCCUGCUGGAAGUCCUAGACGGUGCUGUCAUCAUGUAUAAUCUCAGCGUUCACCAGCAGCUGGGCAAGAUGGUGGGUGUGUCCGAUGAUGUCAAUGAGUAUGCAAUGGCUCUGAGGGACACAGAGGACAAGCUUCGCCGGUGCCCCAAGUGGAGGAAGGACAUCCUUGCAGAGUUGACCAAGAGCCAGAAGGUUUUCUCGGAAAAGCUGGACCACCUGAGUCGCCGUCUUGCCUGGGUCCAUGCCACAGUCUACUCCCAAGAGAAGAUGCUGGACAUCUACUGGCUGCUGCGCGUCUGCCUGCGGACCAUCGAGCAUGGUGACCGCACAGGUUCUCUCUUUGCCUUCAUGCCUGAAUUCUACCUGAGCGUGGCCAUCAAUAGCUACAGCGCUCUCAAGAAUUACUUUGGCCCUGUGCACAGCAUGGAGGAGCUCCCAGGCUAUGAAGAGACCCUGACCCGCCUGGCCGCCAUCCUUGCCAAACACUUUGCUGACACACGCAUCGUGGGCACUGACAUCCGUGACUCACUAAUGCAGGCCCUGGCCAGCUACGUGUGCUACCCACACUCCCUGCGAGCUGUGGAGCGGAUCCCUGAGGAACAGCGCAUUGCCAUGGUGAGGAGCCUCCUGGCUCCCUAUGAGCAGCGGCCCUGGGCCCAGACCAACUGGAUCCUGGUGCGGCUCUGGAGGGGCUGUGGGUUUGGGUACCGCUAUACACGGCUGCCACACCUGCUGAAAACCAAACCUGAGGACGCCAAUUUGCCCAGCCUUCAGAAGCCGUGCCCUUCCACCCUGCUGCAGCAGCACAUGGCAGACCUGCUGCGGCAGGGUCCUGACGUGGCCCCCAGCUUCCUCAACAGCGUCCUCAACCAGCUCAACUGGGCCUUCUCUGAGUUCAUCGGCAUGAUCCAGGAGAUACAACAGGCUGCUGAACGCCUGGAGCGGAAUUUUGUGGACAGCCGGCAGCUCAAGGUAUGUGCCACCUGCUUUGACCUCUCAGUCAGCCUGCUGCGCGUCUUGGAGAUGACCAUCACACUGGUGCCUGAGAUAUUCCUUGACUGGGCCCGGCCUACCUCUGAGAUGUUGCUGCAGCGUCUGGCACAGCUGCUGAACCAAGUGCUGAAUCGGGUGACGGCUGAGAGGAACCUAUUUGACCGCGUGGUCAGCCUGCGGCUGCCUGGCUUGGAGAGCGUGGACCACUACCCUAUUCUAGUGGCAGUGACAGGCAUCCUGGUGCAGCUCCUGGUGCAUGGCCCAGCCUCAGGGAAAGAGAGAGCCACAUCAGUGCUCCUGGCUGAUCCUUGCUUCCAGCUCCGCUCUAUAUGCUAUCUCUUGGGGCAGCCAGAGCCUUCUGCCCCUGGUACUGCCCUGCCUGCCCCUGACCGGAAGCACUUCUCGCUACAGAGCUACACAGAUUACAUCAGUGUUGAGGAGCUGGCCCAAGUGGAACAGAUGCUGGCACACCUGACCUCUGCAUCUGCCCAGGCAGCUGCUGCCUCCCUGGUGAGUGGGGCCAGGUUCACACCACCCAAAUACACUUCAGCACAACUGUGUGCGCACCACACAGGCAUAGUGUAUGUCCACUUGUCUGGACAUCCAAUCCCAGCCCACCCUGCAUUCUGCUCCCUGCAGCCCACCAGUGAAGAAGACCUCUGUCCCAUCUGCUACGCUCACCCCAUUUCUGCUGUGUUCCAGCCCUGUGGCCACAAGUCCUGCAAAGCCUGCAUCAACCAGCACCUGAUGAACAACAAGGAUUGCUUCUUCUGCAAGGCCACCAUCGAGUCUGUAGAGGACUGGGACAAGGCAGCUAAUGCGAGUGCCACUUCCUCGACCACCUAGGCCCGCCUAGCCCACACAGCAGGAGCCUCCACCCUCGAACCCAGGCCCACACUGGGCCCUAUUUAUGAGCUCCCCUUGCUGUUCCCCUAUCACCCCACCACCACCACACCCACCCUCCUUGCCUGUGUGUAAACUCAUUGGCGGGGGCCCAGCCAUGCCCUAAUUGUGCCUGAGCUUGACCUUCAGUCAGGGCCACAGUGAGCAUUAAAUUAUUAUUCCAUACA
Equus caballus (horse) is the source of this 4609-nucleotide messenger RNA. Lineage: Eukaryota; Metazoa; Chordata; Mammalia; Perissodactyla; Equidae. The record is from RefSeq and is a predicted model, not a curated record.